This is a messenger RNA of Bactrocera oleae (olive fruit fly), 812 nucleotides long. RefSeq names its product MICOS complex subunit MIC13 homolog QIL1. The record is from RefSeq and is a predicted model, not a curated record. Gene Ontology annotation, biological process: cristae formation. Lineage: Eukaryota; Metazoa; Arthropoda; Insecta; Diptera; Tephritidae. Gene Ontology annotation, cellular component: mitochondrial crista junction; MICOS complex.
GUAUAUAUUAUUUUAAUUUUUCGAUUUCUAAAAUUAAUUAUAUAGUAUUUUAUUUUAAUUGUUAUUAAAAGUUAAAUUAUAUAAUAAUAAUAUUUUUUUUUAAAUAUUCUAAAAUAGUAAAAAAUUGGAUUCUAUAAUGUGUUUUUGGGAAAUCAACAAAAUUUUGAAUUUUGCACAUUUCCACUUACGUUAUUCUUGCUGAAAUGUCUAUUUUACCAACACUGUAUUUACAACUGUCAUAUACUGAGUGCUUUUAAGAUAUUCCUGGGAAGGAUAGGGCAACUCGUAAAUCCCAUAGACACUCAUAAGUUUUUGCAAAAUUGUUUAGAUACAAAUUAAUCCUGCACCAGCUUAAGUUGCGCUAAAUAUCUUCAAAAUGGUAAUCGGCUUUCUUGUUCGAGCCAGCAUUGUCGUAGGUGCUGCAUAUUACUCGAAGAAACUGGGAGUAUGGGAUAGCCCGGAACAAUCGGAAAAGCUGUAUAAUGAAAUAAAAGAAAGUAUUCGCCCUCACGCUAAAGAGCUGGAAAAGAAAUUACCCUUUGAAGUUCCAGCGUUACCAGAAACUGGUGAAGCACGUUUCUUGGCUAAGCAUUAUUAUAACGAAGGAGUUAAAAGCACAUUCCACUUUAUUGAAAUGUUGCCAUGUUACACGGGUCAGUUGUUGCACAAAGCGAAAGUGGAAUUCGAAAAAUUCGCUACUCCCCCAUCCCCUACUACUGAGAAGUAAAAACUUUUUUUUAAUAAAAUAUUCGAUGUUACAAAUUCUAUUUAUAAAAGCUAAUGCAAGUUAAAUAAAAUGGCGAACAAACGAA